Purpureocillium takamizusanense is the source of this 3657-nucleotide messenger RNA. RefSeq names its product serine/threonine-protein kinase HAL4/sat4 (gene SAT4). The coding region runs from base 1372 to 2913 and encodes 513 amino acids. The transcript has 2 exons. The record is from RefSeq and is a predicted model, not a curated record. Gene Ontology annotation, molecular function: protein serine/threonine kinase activity; ATP binding. Lineage: Eukaryota; Fungi; Ascomycota; Sordariomycetes; Hypocreales; Ophiocordycipitaceae. Gene Ontology annotation, biological process: intracellular signal transduction; intracellular monoatomic cation homeostasis; protein phosphorylation.
GUCCGCCUGCUUCUCUUCUCCCUCUCCGCCCACCCACCCACCCAGCGUCCACCACACCCUCCCCCGCCGUCUCUAAUACCACGCACGCAUCGGCUCUUCUUCCUCGCCUCCUCCUCACCUCACCUCACCUCCCUCUCUCUCCCUCAUCCUCCUCUCUUUCUCCUACUCCGGCUUCUCCUCAUCCUCCUUCUCCUUCUCCUGCAGUCUCCACCUGCCCGUCCUCCGCGCCGGCGACUAUCCCCCCCCCUUCUUGUCUGCGUGGCUGCGGCAGGGCUGAGACUGCACGAGCACCAGCAACAAAAAAAGCCCUCGUCGACAAGGCCACCCCCCCCGGUCCACGACCCGCCCACCACGCCUUUGUCACUGCUACGACUACUACUGCUGCUACGACGUGCAAGGAGCCAAACAUCCCUCCGCAGCGCCGCCGCCGUGCCCUCGCCUGCCCGUCCGUCCGCCCUCCCGCCUGCCUCCAAACAAGCAAAGCGCCGCGCUCAUCGCUGGCCCGCCCUCUCCAGCUCACUCACACCCGCCCGUCGACGUCGCGCCGCGUCCUCUCCCACGACGGCCAGCACCACAAGUACUGCAGCUACACUGCAUUUCUUCCCCGGUCCAGGUCCAGGUCUCAGAUCCCACGGAUCCCAGAUCAUCGCCGCGUGCCUGCACCCCAACGCCCAAGUCGCCAACGACCCCAUCUAUCCCUGUCGCCUCGUUUCGCCGCUCGCAGCGUCUGGCGAUCAUUGCCGCAUCUUUCCCGCCCGCACCCCUCCGGUGCCGUGCCCUCUCUCUCCACGACACGCAACCGCCGCUCUGCUGGCUCCCACGGCUACAGGUUCUUCGUCGUCACUCGACGCCCGUCACCGUCGCAGGCCUUUGCGCCGGGCGAAUCCCUCUAAGCUACUUGUUCCCCCUUUGUCGUACGAAGCAGUCGCACGCGCGCACGCACUCAAGAUCGCCAGUCGGCUUGAGCCCCGACGACUCGUCCAGCACCAUCCAGCGACGCCACCGUCCUGACCCCCGUUGGUUUGUCAUCUGCCGCACACGGACAGUCCCUGCUCAUUGUCGACGUCAGCGACCGCACCCCAGGACUCGGUGCCUCUUUAUUCGUCUGUCUGGCCUCGGCGUCGACCCAUCCACCCCGCUGCGCGUUUUCAUCUUCUCCCUCAUCCAUACAUAAUUUUGUCCGCCUCCCCCCCCUCGGCGGCUGGGUCUCCUUGGGCCCCCUUCCCGCGGCGACAAGUCUCAGCAAGAGAGGUAGUCGAGUCGAUCUCGCGACGCCGAUAGCCUUAGCUGCGACCGCGCCCGCGACCGCGCCCGCGACCGCGCCCGCCCGCGCGACAACUCGCCGCGCCAACAGGACCCGCGAACCGACGCAUGCCGCACUACGUCAGUCCUGCACGUCCCGCCACGACCAACCCUGUCAAAAUGCCCACAGCCGCCCCCGAUUCAAAACCGAGUUCGGCCCCGAGUUCGAAGCCUUCCUCGAUCAAGAGCCACGACAGCAAGAAGUCUCCUGGCCUCUUGCCCAACGAUGCGGGCCUUCAUUCAGACGCCCCGUCUGUCACCGGCAGCGAUUCGUCGCACCUUCGCCCUACGACUGAGAAGUCUUCGGUCAAGGAGCGCCUAACUCGCAUGUUCUCGAGCAAGGAGGUUACCAGAAAUGGCGCUAGCAACGGCGACGGCCAGGGCUCUCGUCCUCGAGGCUCUUCCCUGAACGGAAGCGUCUCGCCCACGCCGCGCAAGGAGUCAACAUCGGAUAGAGCCAACGACAAACCACCGCCGAAUCAAUCCAAGGCCAUUCCCGGCAAGGAACUGGGUCAGCGUUUCGUGCCCAAUCCCGACGCUCCGGGCGGCCAUGAGCACCACCUCAAGUCAAGUCGCCGGCAGGAAAAGCUGUCCGACAUGUGGCGGAGCUUGCUCGGCAAGAAGCAGGAGGCUGCACCCGAAAACGACUUGUCCCUCGUCUCCAAUUGGGUCGACUCGCUGCGUCAGGAGAAGGACGAUGCCGCCACAGACAAGAGGGGCGGCCCCACCGCUUCGUCGACCUUGGUUGAGAAGUACGGCAAGUGUCAGGAGGUGGUCGGUCGGGGUGCCUUCGGCAUCGUUCGCAUUUCCCACAAGAAGCUCGGUGGCAGCGGCGAAAAGCUAUUUGCCGUCAAGGAGUUCCGCCGCCGGCCCGAGGAGACGGAAAAGAAGUACAGCAAGCGACUCACUGCCGAGUUUUGCAUCUCUUCAUCGCUGCGCCAUCCCAACGUCAUUCAUACUCUCGACCUUCUCAAGGAUUCCAAGGGCGACUACUGCGAGGUCAUGGAGUUUUGCGCUGGCGGCGACCUCUACACCCUUGUGCUCUCGAGCGGCAAGCUGGAGGUCCAGGAAGCCGACUGCUUCUUCAAGCAAAUGAUGCGCGGUGUCGAGUACCUUCACGAGAUGGGCGUCGCCCACCGAGACCUGAAGCCCGAGAACCUCCUCCUGACUACUCGUGGUGCGCUUAAGAUCACCGACUUUGGCAACGGCGAGUGCUUCCGCAUGGCCUGGGAGACGGAUGCUCACAUGGUCUCUGGCCUGUGCGGCUCAGCCCCCUACAUUUCUCCUGAAGAAUACACCGACAAGGAGUUCGAUGCCCGCGCCGUGGAUGUCUGGGCUUGCGGCGUCAUCUACAUGGCGAUGCGGACGGGCCGCCAUCUCUGGAGAGUCGCCAAGAAGGACGACGACGAAUUCUAUGCUCGCUAUCUCGAGGGCCGCCGCGAUGAAGAAGGCUACGGCCCAAUCGAGUCUCUGCAUCGGGCCCGUUGCCGCAAUGUCAUCUACUCCGUCCUAGAUCCGCACCCCACGCGCCGUCUCACGGCCGCACAAGUGCUCAAGUCCGAAUGGGUCCGGGAGAUAAAACUCUGCAAGGCUGGCGAGGAGGGUCUCUAACACACCGUCCGUCAUGCUGUGCUGGCAUGGCGGACUGCAAUCUGACUGCGGGCGCGAACAAAAGGAUGCGCCGCGCAUCUUGCAGACGACUCUUUUGCCUCCACUUGGCGGAGAUGGGGACCACGGAACUAACAAGGCACGCACCCAACAGUGAAAGUGUGUGUCCUCGGACCGACGUAAUGACUCUACGAACAAUCACCCACGACAUUAUUCUUGCCCUUCUCUUCUCUUUGCAUCCGUAUAUUCUCACAUUACUUUACCACUUCUACCACGCUAUUAUCGAGCACCGGCGUUCUGGACGGGGGUUUGUUUGGUUGGAGGCUCAUAUAGCUGCGCUCUUCCAGCAGCAAGCGCGCGCCAUCCAUCUUUUCGAAGCACAGGAUUUCUCGACAGGAAAGAGAACGGAGAGGCCUAGGUACCGCACAGAGACAGGAGUGGGACUUAGCAAAGACCGCACAGGCGGUGUUCCACGAUGUAGCGGACAGGCUGAUGCUGUCUCUGUCUGCCCUUGACACUAUUCUUGACUUGCGCGCGCAGAUGGGAAUGGUUUCCGUCAUACAUGGAACAAGCCGGUUGACACCACCUGGCUUGGAUACGUCAGAACUGGACAUGGGGGCAAGGGGUCAUCUGUCUCUGUUGGCAGUAAUGGGCUGUACGCGACUGUGUGUCUGUCCGUAGCUUGAUGCCGCUGAGCCCUCCACCAGGCAGCUCAGACCUGCGACAUGGGAAUUGACUACCCUUCUG